Molecule: messenger RNA, 1670 nt
Organism: Setaria italica (foxtail millet)
Lineage: Eukaryota; Viridiplantae; Streptophyta; Magnoliopsida; Poales; Poaceae
Product: purine-uracil permease NCS1
Exons: 1
Coding region: 1-1617 (538 amino acids)
Biological process (GO): transmembrane transport; nucleobase transport
Cellular component (GO): plasma membrane
Molecular function (GO): nucleobase transmembrane transporter activity
Source: RefSeq, a predicted model, not a curated record
AUGUCCAUGGCGAUGUGCAAGGCCUUCACUGCUCGCCAUGCGACCCAUUUGCAGCACGGCCACUUGGCGUCAAGCUCCCUGGCGGCGCCACGGCUGCCACUUCUCCCUUGCAGGCCGAGCCUCGCGGUCACGGUAGCCUCGCCACCGCGGCUCCUGCCGGUAUGCCCCAGGGCGUCGACGACGUGUGUAUCAGACCUCUCCCCGACGCCGCCGUCGGAGCGCACCAUGACGGCCUGGGAACUUGCCAGCCUCUGGGCCGGCCUCGUCGUCGGCGUGCCGGCCUACUACCUCGCGGGCAGCCUCGUGGACCUCGGCAUGUCCGCGCUCCAGGGCGUCGCCACCGUGACCUUCGCCAACCUCGUCGUCGUCGUCACGCUCGUCCUCACGGCCGCCCCGGCGGUCACGCACGGGCUGCCGUUCCCGGUGCUCGCGCGCGCCGCCUUCGGCGUCCACGGCGCGCACGUCCCGGCCGUCAUCCGCGCCCUCGUCGGCUGCGGGUGGUUCGGCAUCGAGUCCUGGAUCGGCGGUCGCGCCAUCUUCCUCCUCCUGCCCUCCAAGCUCAAGUCGUACCCGCCGCUGCUCGCCCCGGUGCCCGGCAUCGGCGCGGCGCCGCUCGAGCUCGCGUGCCUCCUCGCCUUCUCGGCCGCGCAGAUCGCCGUCAUCAUGUGCGGCAUGGAGGGCAUCCGCAAGCUCGAGAAGUACGCGGCGCCGGUGCUCAUCGUGCUCACCUCCGCGCUGCUGGCCUGGGCCUACACGUCGGCCGGCGGUUUCGGGCGCUUCCUCACGCAGACGCCGAGGCUGACGAGCGGCGAGUUCUGGAAGGUCUUCUUCCCGUCGCUCACCGCGAACAUCAGCUUCUGGGCGACGGUGUCCAUCAACAUCCCGGACUUCGCGCGGUACGCCCGGAGCCAGGCGGACCAGGUGCUCGGCCAGGUUGGGCUGCCGGUGUUCAUGGGCUUGUACACCUUCGCCGGGCUCGCCAUCACCUCCGCCACCGAGACCAUCUUCGGCCAUGUCAUCUCCGACCCAAUCGAGCUCCUGGGGCGCAUCGGUGGGCCAGCAACGACGUUGCUUGCCAUCUUCGGAAUCACCCUGGCGAUCAUCACUACCAACAUUCCCGCCAACGUGGUCGCGCCGGCGAACGCGCUCGUCAGCAUGAGCCCGCGGAGGUUCACGUUCGCCAAGGGCGCGCUUGUCACCGCGUUGAUCAGCAUCGUCUUCCAGCCGUGGCGGUUGGUCAGCUCCAGCGAGAGCUUCGUCAACAUCUGGCUGCUCAGCAACUCGGCGCUCGCGGGCCCCAUCGGAGGGGUCCUCCUCACCGACCACUACAUAGUCCGGCGAACUUACUUGGACGUCGACGCGCUCUACUCGGAGGACAGCGGCAGCCCUUACUACUUCCAGGGUGGCUUCAACGUCGCGGCGAUGGUGGCAAUGGCGACCGGAGUGGCGCCCAUCGUGCCCGGAUUUCUGCACAAGGUUGGAGUACUAACGAAUGUCUCCAAGGCAUUUGUCACGGCGUACAACAAUGCCUGGUUCGUCAGCUUCUUCAUCGCCGGCGCCGUCUACUGCCUGCUCUGCGGUCAGCGAGAGAUACAAGCAAAGCUCCAGUACAAUUGAUAUUGACGGUGGCGCUAUACCUUGUUCCAUAUCUAGCACAUACAAAAUUUAUA